UCAGCCUGAAUAAACCGGAUCGUCAUGCUGAGCUGAAGCUCUGGGCUGAAGCUGAUGAACUCGGGUCAUCAGAACAAACCCCUCGAUUGUGUUUCUACACUUUAUGCUCUUAAAUUCCCUGGUCCUCCUCCUGCAGCCUACAGUCAGGGUCUAAUUCAGCAGCCGGUCUUAAACCGCUCCCUGCAGAGCUCUCCGUUCCUCCGUUCUUCUGCCUGGCUGUCUAUAGAUCUAAACUAAAGAUGGGUAAAGAGAACGGGACCGUGUCGGAAUACCAGCCUUUACUAAAAGACAUCAAAGAAGCUGAGCAAAUUCACCAGAUCAAGGUUCCCAGUAAGACCCUGCUGAUGGCGGUGUGGGCGGCAUGUAUUGGAGGAACGUUUCAGUACGGCUACAACGUGUCCAUUAUAAACGCUCCCACCAAGGCAGUGCAGACGUUUAUUAAUGAGACGUGGAUGGAGCGUUAUGAAGAGGAGAUCCCACCUCAGCUCCUGACCUUCCUCUGGUCCUCCAUCGUCUCCAUAUUCACUAUUGGUGGACUGAUUGGGGCCUCUGUCGGGGGAACGCUCGCCAUCAGGUUCGGGAGGAAGGGGACGUUAUUGAUUAAUAACAGUUUUGCUCUGAUGGCCGCUCUGCUGAUGGGGAUGAGUUUCUUCGCCAGUGCGUUUGAGCUGCUCAUCAUUGGACGCUUCUUGUCUGGAGUGAAUGCAGGUGUAGGGAUCUGUGUGCAGCCCCUUUACCUGGGUGAGAUUGCCCCUCGUGCCCUGAGGGGCGCCAUGGCAAUGGGCACAUCCAUAUUCAUCACAGGGGGGAUUCUAACGGGACAGGUGAUGGGACUCAAUGAGGUGUUGGGUCAAGAGGAGCACUGGCCCCUCCUCCUCUCCACCACCUGUAUACCUGCCCUGCUGCAGCUGAUGAUCCUGCCCUGGUUCCCCGAGAGCCCCCGCUAUCUCCUCAUCGACCGCAGCGACGACCACGCCUGCACCCUCGCCCUGAAGCAGCUCCACGGUGGGGAUAAUUAUUACGGGGAGAGAGAGGACAUGCAGCGCGAGAGAGCGAGCUCCACAGGGAUUAAACCCCUGAAGCCGUGGGAGGUCUUUGCCGACCGCAGCCUGCGCUGGCCCCUCCUCACCAUCAUCACCAUCGGCAUCGCCCAGCAGCUCAACGGCAUCAACGCGAUCUAUUUCUAUGCAGAUUAUGUUUUUGCUGAGGCUGGAAUUCCCUUUGAGAAGAUCCCGUACGCUACAGUGGGAACGGGAGCGUGCGAGUGUCUCACAGCACUAACCUGUGGCUUGCUCAUUGAGUCUCUGGGUCGGAGGGUAUUGAUUAUUGGAGGAUAUUCUCUCAUGGCUUUGUGGUGCAUCUGCUUCACCAUUACCCUCACCUUCCAGAACUACAGCCCCUGGAUGCCGUAUCUCAGCAUGGCCUGCGUCUUCCUCUUCAUCCUCAGCUUCGGCCUCGGACCAGGGGGCGUCACCAACAUCCUGACCACGGAGCUGUUCACUCAGACUGCCAGACCAGCGGCCUAUAUGAUUGCAGGAUCAGUGAAUUGGCUCAGCUUCUUCAUUAUUGGCAUGGUCUUCCCCUUCAUAGUGAACGGUCUGCAGCAGUACUGUUUCCUGGUCUUCCUCGUGGUCUGCUGCCUUGUUGCCUCCUUUAUUUUCUUUGUUGUCCCGGAAACUAAAAAUAAAACGUUUUUAGAAAUUCAGAACGAGUUCCAGAGCGGAGAGCGGAACAAGAGCAGCGCCGCUAAAGGACAGGACGGCCCACUGCUCCCCACGUCCCCAUAAAGUCCAACUGCUUAAUCCUCACUGUCUGUUACUGUUACAAUUAACACUUUACAAAAUAAGAGUCCUGCAACUCUUAGAAGCCACUUUUUAUGUUUUUUUUUUAAAUGUUAUUAAUUAAAUAAUUUUGUAAAAGUGUCUUGUUUGGGCGGAGCGGUUUGUAAAGUAUGUUAAUUUACAGGAAAUGGACACAAGCACAACAGGAAGUCAACAAACACAUUAUAAUAAACAUUUCCUGUUCUACCCACACACUGAUCUGGGAUUAAACAUUUACAAUCUGCACUUUCACUCAGUUUCACAAAGUUUAUAUACAUUCUUAUUAUAGGUUAUAGUUCAAUUGUAGACAGAAAUAUAUAAAACUACAGUCUGCUCUUGCUUAUAUAGACAUCAUUUCCAAGAGUUAAUUCAAAUGCAGUGUUAGAAUAAUAGAAAGUCCACUGAUAUCAGUGUUUUGACAUAGACCUCAUAUUACUAUUAUGACAUCAUGAGGGACUGUUUUUUUCAUGGUUUGGUAAAUUUUAGAUGCAUUUUUUUGUCAUACAAAUAAUUCAACAGUAAUUAAUCAUCCUGUACUGUUCAUACUGGUGCUAUUAUUGUUAUUAUUUGACAGACACUAUCAGUCAAAUGUUUUAGAACACCCCUAUUGUUUAGUAGUCCAGUGACUGCAGUGCUGUACGGCCCAAAUAAGCUGCUUUUAUUAUUUAACUUUAUCUUUCAUUGACUUUAUUACUGCAGUUCUUCACCUGGCAGACAUUCUUCUUCUGCUGAAACUGAGACUCAGUCCUUAAUCAUGUUAAUCUGAGCUAAAGGCUAAAGCUGCUGUUUCCAUGUGGGUCAGCCAGACGUCUUCCUGUAGUAGUUUUCUCCAGUUUCCAAGAGUCUUUUGGAGGUUUAGAAAACAGUACUCACCACUCUCUGGCUUCAUCUUUAAUUUCUCUAAAGAAAAGAACUUCUACUUUUAAUAGUUACAGAGUUCUCUGUGUUUAUCUGUAUCUUUUUCUAGUUAUUUUGAUGAAAGUGUGUAUGUGCUGUGGCCUUAAAGCCCUUCUAAAGGGUCCUUAAAAGUUCACUGCAAACUUUUGUACCAUUGAAGUUUACUGGAUUUGGUACUAUUUCAGGUUAUUCGCAGCACCUGAUGAGCUUAUAUGUUAAAAAUACACAGGGGGUGUUAUAAAACUCUUGACCUUUGGUGUACAUCUAUUGCAGAAUAUCAGAAUAUGCCACUGUCAUGUUUUUGUUUGUGGUUUCGAUUUUUAUAAGAAAAAAAGUAUUAUAAUAAAAUGCUGAAAUGA
Messenger RNA from Astyanax mexicanus (Mexican tetra), 3076 nucleotides. It is a transcript of the gene slc2a11b, whose product is annotated as solute carrier family 2 member 11b. The transcript has 12 exons. The record is from RefSeq and is a predicted model, not a curated record. Gene Ontology annotation, molecular function: hexose transmembrane transporter activity. NCBI's taxonomy places the organism in Eukaryota, Metazoa, Chordata, Actinopteri, Characiformes, Acestrorhamphidae. Gene Ontology annotation, biological process: monosaccharide transmembrane transport. Gene Ontology annotation, cellular component: membrane. The coding region runs from base 240 to 1787 and encodes 515 amino acids.